This is a messenger RNA of Xenopus laevis (African clawed frog), 2516 nucleotides long. It is a transcript of the gene chrdl2.L, whose product is annotated as chordin-like protein 2. Lineage: Eukaryota; Metazoa; Chordata; Amphibia; Anura; Pipidae. The coding region runs from base 174 to 1478 and encodes 434 amino acids. The transcript has 11 exons. The record is from RefSeq and is a predicted model, not a curated record.
GACAGUUAGUGGUGGUGCUGCCUCUGUGGGAAGCAGUUGAGACGCUUGUUGGAGCCCCUGACACUCACUCUACACACUCACUCUACACACUCACUCUACACACUCACUCUCCUCUGCCUUUAAAGCUGAGAGUGUCAGCUGGUGGAUCAAGCAGCAUCGCUGGGGCUGGAAUCAUGUUCCCUGAAGCCAGAGAGCUGUGCCUCGUCCUGGGAUUUUAUCUGCUUUCCUUCUCGUGGCACACACAAGCCCGAGCCCGUCCGGAUUUGUUCUGCAUAUUCCAUGGCAAGCGGUACAUCCCAGGAGAGAGCUGGAACCCCUACCUGGAGCCACAGGGAGUCGUCUAUUGUAUCCGCUGCAUCUGCACCGAGGGGGGCAGUGUAAAUUGUUACAGAAUAAAGUGUCCAGUCCUGCACUGUGUCCAUACUGUCACUGACCCACAUCAGUGCUGCCCACGAUGUGUAGAGCCGCACUCUCCUUCUGGGCUCCGGGCACCAGUGAAGUUGUGCCAACACAAUGGGACGAUCUAUCAGCAGGGCGAGAUGUUCACCAAUCACGAGCUGUUCCCGGCCCGGCAAUCUAACCAGUGCGUGCAGUGCAGCUGCUCGGAUGGACAGAUUUACUGUGGCCUAGUGACCUGCCAGGAGCUGGUGUGUUCCUCUACUCUGACUGUCUCUGACUCCUGCUGCCCCAUUUGCAGAGAUAGUUCCUAUGAAAGGUCCAUGGAAGAGGAGCCGCUGCAGUUACACAGAGGUGUGAGACACUCCCAUGAGGAAUGUGGAAGUGAGCCAAUCAGCAAGAAGUCUUUGGGGGCCACUGUAUCGACCAUCAUCAGCCCAGUCCUGGGGUUCAACCCACGGAGCUUCAAGCAGAAAGGAGGAGGGGGUGGCACAACAGUGAAGAUUCUAAUGAAAGAAAAACACAAAAAAGCUUGUGUUUAUAAUGGAAAAACAUAUUCCCACGGGGAAGUUUGGCAUCCAGUUUUCCGAACUUUUGGUGCAAUUCCCUGUAUUCUGUGCUCAUGUAAAGAUGGAAACCAGGAUUGUCAGAGAGUGAUCUGUCCAGAGGAAUAUCCCUGUGAAUAUCCUGAGAAGGUGGAAGGAAAAUGCUGUAAAAUCUGCCAAGAUGACAAGGUGAGUCCCACAGAGGAGGUCAGUACCAGUAAGUGUGUGCGGAACCCCAACAAGAUAUUAGUCUACAUGUACAUGUCGUCCAGCAGUGGGGGUCAGAGGGAGAGUGUAAGGAAGAUUGCCAUUGACAAAGAAGCAUCAGAAGACGUUGAGAUCUAUGUCUGGAAAAUGGUUAAAGGAAUCUUUCAACUGAUCCAGAUUAAAAAGAUGACAAAACAAGAUUUCAAGCAAGAGGCAGAACAUUUCAGACUGGUCACCAGAACAAGUGAAGGUCAGUGGAACAUCUUCCGCCCCCAACCACCUGACCUAAACAUGACGGAGGGACCCGAAAGACAAGCAGAGAAUUUGUAACAUAAACAAUAUCUGUGCCCUAAAGCCAAUUUUAUGGAGCAGAUGUUACGAGCUGAGAACUGCAAAGUCCAAAGCAAAACCUUAUUCAACAUGCACAAUGUAGGGAACCUGGAGUUGGAAUAGUCCAAGAGCUGAAGGAUACACUUCGCAAGCUCUUGGCAAGAUUGGAUUGCAGAUAAAGCAAAACUCCUGUCUGAAAUAAAGACUAAUGGUAAAGGCAACUCCCUGCACCCCUCAAAUUCACUUCAAGAAAAGGCUCAGUACUCUGCUUUUUUUUCUCCUCUCUGAUAUAAACAAAGUGCCGGACCUGAUGAAUAAUAUGUUUGCAUCAUGGGAUAAAGAUUGGCCAAAGGACGGGUAAGGUGGCCAGACCUAUCCUGGAUCCAGAGCUGGUUUAAUGAACAGGACUGAUGGGUGAGGAACAAUAAUUCCUUGGUAAAACGAAUGAAAUACUGGUUAUUUAUAUAAUUUAUAUAAUAAUUCAUAUAUUCAAUAUAUCAUUUAUAUAAUUCAGUGGUGCAUAUCUGCCAGCACGCCCAUAUUGUGGCCAGACAGCUGUCCAACGUUCAGUUGAUCCAACAGAAGUGGUGGCCUUAAUAGUUGGCCAAUAUGCAGCCAUGUCCAAUGUUUUAUAUGCAAUUAGCCAAAAUUCCAUGUGCGUGGCCAGAUAACAUUACAGUUGUCUGCUACAAUGCAGAUAACAGUUUCGUACUUGCGUUAGAGAUCUCUGGCCCUCCUCUACCUUCAAGCCAUAGUCAAGCUGCAACUCCAGUGAUAUCGGAAAAAUUUACUGCAGUAUCCCUCAAAGUUUAAAAACAAAGUUUAACAACAUUUGAAGAUUUGAUCUUCAUCCCUCCAAUCAGAUGAUCCAGUUUUCCUGCCUUAUCCUGGGUCCCUGUUCCCGAGUGUUGGCCCUACAUGGUUCUGCUUGGUAGACGUGACUUUUGCUAGGUUCUAUACACGUCUGCUGUCUACCACUCGUUACUUAAAGGGAUCCUGUCAUCGGAAAACAUGUUUUUUUCAAAAUGAAUCAGUUAA